Molecule: messenger RNA, 1845 nt
Organism: Monodelphis domestica (gray short-tailed opossum)
Lineage: Eukaryota; Metazoa; Chordata; Mammalia; Didelphimorphia; Didelphidae
Source: RefSeq, a predicted model, not a curated record
CUGAGACAGAAAAACUCAGCCUCUUACUCUGGGUGUCUAAGGAAGCUUGUCUGUUUCCUUGGCAUUCCCAAGACAUUGUACUCUCACGAGAGAGUAGUAUUUUUCUGAAAAGACUUUUUAUUUUUAUUGGAGACUCCGUCCCAUAGUUUUCCACUGUAGGAGAAGCCUACAGUCACCAAGACCACAAGUUGGAAUUGAAUGGGUCAAGUUUCCUGAUCUCAGGAGCAUUUAAAGAUCCUUAUUUUUUUUAUCUUCUCAGGUUCUUAUUGGAGACCCUUCAGUGGAGGAAUGGUGAGAAAAUAUCGGCUAUUUCCAGAAGCAUCUCUGGUCCAGCUGCCUCCAAAAGGUUUUUGUCAACAGUCCCCAUUUGUGCAGUUACCAUGUCCUCCUCAUAGGGUAGCUCCAUCACGGCAUCAAGACCGCCAGUCCAGGGCCAGCUCAGCAGACACAAAGUAUAAGAGAGCUUCCUGUGUACAGCUACCUUGCCCCAGUAAUCAUUUGGAGGGAGCUUCAGCUCUAACUUUCCCAUCCCAUCUAUUCCCGUUGUUAUCUUUUUCUAUAUUUCAAACUCCUCAAUCUUCAGCAUGGCUGCAGCAGCGACCACUGACUAAGCAGCCUUCAACAGCAUCACCACCAAUACAAGCACCACCACCAUCUCAAUCUGGGCUACAGGCUUGGCCUCAUGCUUGGCCUCAUACUCGACCUCAACCUCAGCCUCAGCUUCGACCUCUACAUCAUUCAGCUUUGAUUCCCUCUUCAAAGCAACUUCUAUACUUCAGUGCUCAGAAGGGCAAGAAACAAGCUGAGGUUCCUCCUUAUGGAGGACGUAGAGCUAAGACUGCCUGUGGGAAAACUUCAUUGCACCCAGUCUGUCCCCAAAGUGCCUCAGCUAUGCAAAGAAGGAACCCUGGUAAUAAGUUUCUAUAGCCUUGGCUGGGUCUGAAAGGCUACACGGUGACUUGAUUUCCAGGGUACAGGGACACAUGGCCAAGACUGCCAGCUCAUGCCUCUAAACAUUUGGGUCAAUUGCCUCCAGAGGAGGCCUGCAAAAGGAGCAUAUACUGUAUCCCUUAGACCGGACCUUAGCCUCAGUCAGCCUCCAUGUCUAUAUCUAUAUUCAUUACUGACAACAUCUAAACCUCCAAUAGAAAUUCCAUUCUUCUUUGUGUGGUGGACCAAGAACCAGGUUGAGGUUCCUCAUUAAGGAGAAUGUAGGGAUAAGAUUACAUAUGUAAUAACUUCAGUUGCACCCAAUAUACCCACAAAGUGUCUUGCCUGUGUGAGAAAAGAACCUUGGUUAUGAAACUAGAACAAUACCACGUCAAGGUCACCAAUUGAGUGUUGUUACUAUACUUUUGAGAUGUUUCCACCUAAACCACAAAGCAAAGAUUAUCUCGACUUGAAUCUUGUUCCAUGGUCACAGAGUUGAAAAAUACCAACUUGCUCUAGAACAAAGUUCUCUUUCUGCUGGGGAUAGUUAAAAUGUUAUGGUUUUCUCAUCAUAUUCCUGGACCUCAAAACCUGACCCAAACAACAAAGAUACAUAGAAGAGCUCUCACUUCCUGAUUUAUUAAUGGCUUCUUCAGUAAUUCCUAUAAAUCAUACCAGAGCCUCAAAUACUUGGGCAUCAUGUGCAUGCAUGCAUAGACUAUGUUAUUCAUAGGCACUUAUAAUUAGAAUCUGCUCCCCAGAACUUUAAAUCCCAGCAUCUCAGUUUCAUUCUCCUGUUAUAUCCUUACAUUUUGGAGAUAAAGUUUGUGUGUGACCCCACUCCACUCUUUUCCUGCAAAUGCAGCUGGGAAAACUUUUCUUUACUCAGGCUUUUAUUUUUGUCCUUUUAUUUCU